GAGAUGAAGGAUGGGAGGGUGUAAGAAGGCAAUAUCACUUGCAAUACCUUUUCCUCUGUGUGGACGUAUCGCCCGGUUUAUCCGUCGGGGAAAAACCAGAGGAAGAAUCGGACAGUGUAUGAGGUCAAAGGUGACGGCGUGGGCAAUGGAGAGCUUCAAUGAGCUUCUUGUUAAACUCAGGGAGGUCCAUGAGCGAGAGCUUGAGGGGUGGCAGAUGAAGGUCCAAGAGUUGUCUAACAAGAAGGGCUGUGAUACAAAGCGAAUGGAGGAGCUGUUCACAAGGAACCAACAGAUGAAAGAACAGCAGAGAUUACUCACUGAGAACAUCAAGACUCUGGAGAACAGGUUGAGGGCGGGUCUAUGCGACAGAUGCACCGUGACUCAGGAAGUGGCCAAGAGGAGGCAGCAGGAGUUUGAAGUCUCGCAAAUGCAGACCCUCCAGCACGUCACAAUCUUGGGUGGAGAGAAUAAUAACCUUAAAAAGGAAAACAGAAGACUGAGAGACGAGAUUGGCAGUUUAAGAGAAGCACUUCACAACACACCCUUGGAGGCCAAAACCAACAUCUCCCCUGACCUUUCGCCCUCUUCCGGAUCAGUGUCACACAUCGCCACGACAACAGUCAGCAGUCACCCUGAUCAGCCAACAGAUGGCAAUGUUGCAAGAAAAACAGAUCAUAGAACUGACGAGCAUCAGUCAGAGUUCAGACAACUACGGGUUAUGAACUCGAGUCACAUUCCUAUUUCACUUUCGACUUACUCGUUGCCAACCUGGAAGACGGAACACAACGCAACGUGUGCAAGAGACAGGAGAUCUCAUAUUGUGGAAACCUUAGACGAACCUCCGAUUCCACCUCAAACUCUUCUACAAAAGACCUCCUCCCCACCAAUAAAUGCCGACAUGAGUCCCCGCAGGCAUCCCCUCAAGGCCCCCGUCCCUUGCCGCCCUCAGCCAAUCAAAAGCAGUCCCGUCCCAGUCCCUUGGGUUCUUCCUGAAUCCUCCGCAUGGACUUCCAUGGUGGCGGCAGCAUCAGUGGGAGGUACCAACAUGAUGAUGCACCCUUAUCCCAAAUCCAGUCUUCCUCGUUUUCCCAACUUAGUCCCAACCAGCCCACAUACCAGUCUUCCGGUCCCUCGGGAGCACAUGUAUAGGUCUCAGUGGCACAAGCAGAUUGGCUUUCAAUCCCCGGCGAAAGAACCCACCGUGGUUUUCCGCUUGAAGAAUCUUCUGGAGCACAUGGGACACAGCACGCCGGCAAAGUCCCAGGAGAAGAAAGACAAUCAGUCGAUUAGUGCUGAAAGGGUUUCUUCAGAAGGUCGUAGGGAUCUCUGCGAUGGUCCUUUAGAUCUAUCUGACAGAGGGAAGUCUAAAUCUGGGAAAACACCUCCGGAAUCGCAGGAUGGAGAUAGUCUGGACAAGGAUGCGAUUCCAAGCCCUACUAGUUCUUUACCUACACAAGAGAAAGUCGCAAACCACAAGCAGGUGAUAAAAGACCAGGACCAGAAUGAAGAAGCCAACGGAAAGACGGAGCAAAUCCAUGGGAAGAAGGUCCCCGCCCUGACUAUAUCAUUACGUCCAGUCGUAGUGCUGGAGACUUUGAACUCUGCUCUUCAAACUCAAGACUCCUUAUCAACAAACGGGAAGUCAUCACCGAACGGAGCAGAACCAGAGAGCUCUGAGGAGCAAGUGAAUGAGACAGUGGAAGAAGAAGAGGAGGAGGAGGAAGAGGAGAAGGUGGUGAGUCCAUCAGGACAAGAGAACCAACGCUACAAGAAGAAGAGAUCAUUCAGGGAGUCGGACUCGGACACGGAUAACAUGACACCAGAGAAGAAGGUCAAGAUGACGGGGAGAAAUCAGGACAAGAGCUCUAGCUAGCUAACAAACAAUUAUAAUAGUUUUUAUGCAUUUAUUGGUCAGCUAUGUAAAUGCUUUUUGUUUUCCUGCUGCAAUAUACGUAGGGUCAUUUUGGAUUUUAUGCGAUUCAGUGAAAACCUAUCAUGCACCAUCUUGACUAUUGGCUGAUAUGAGAAACCGAACAGGUACGAUAUCAAAAUGUGUUAUUUUAUCAAAAUGUAUAACACCAAUAACAAAAGUAGUAUUCUAUAAAAAUGUUGUUUUUAAUUUAGAGCCGUCAAAGCAAGAAGCAUAUCAUGCUCUGUCGUGACUAUUCCCUUAACAACACAUUGGCCGGGAUAGUCACUAUACCCAAAUUUGCUGGUACUGUAUAUUCUAAAUACAGUACAAAAAGCACAGCUUAUUAUUUUUCAUGUAAAAGCAUCAUAGCAAGCGGCCUAUCAUGCACUAUCCUGACUAUUCGCUGAUAUGAGAAACCGAACAGGAACGAUAUCCAAAUGUGUCAUUUUAUCAAAAUGUAUAACACCAAUAACAAAAGUAUAUUCUAUAAAAAUGUUGUUUUUCAUUUAGAGCCGUCAUAGCAAGCAGCAUAUCAUGCUCUGUCGUGACUAUUCCCUUAUCAUCAACACACUGGCCAACACACUAUAUCCAAAUUUGCUGGUACUGUAUUUUCUUAGUAAACGACAACAAAAAGCACAGCUUAUUAUUUUUCAUGUAAAAGCAUCAUAGCAAGCGGCCUAUCAUGCACUAUCUUGACUAUUCGCUGAUAUGAGAAACCGAACAGGAACAAUAUCCAAAUGUGUUAUUUUAUCAAAAUGUAUAACAACAAUAAUAAAAGUAGUAAUGGAGACAAAUCUUGAUUUGGAUAGUGUGGCGUGGUUUGCCUAUCAUGGACUGUCUUGACUAUUAAAAAACUAUAAACUCAAAGUAUAAAGCAAAUAGUGGAAGAAGAAAAUUAUGAAAAUUGCAAACAAAUUGUAUUCUAUGAAAAUGUCGUUUUUCAUUCGGAGCCGUCAAAGCAAGCAGCAUAUCAUACUCUGUCGUGACUAUUCCCUUAUCACCAACACACUGGCCGGGAUAGUCACUAUACCCAAAUUUGCUGGUACUGCAUUUUCUUAGUAAACGACAACAAAAAGCACAGCUUAGUAUUUUUCAUAUGGAUGCAUCGUAACAUAGCGGCCUAUCAUGCACCAUCUUGACUAUUCGCUGAUAUGAGAAACCGAACAGGAACAAUAUCCAAAUGUGUUAUUUUAUCAAAAUGUAUAACAACAAUAAUAAAAGUAGUAAUGGAGUGGCCUGGUUUGCCUAUCAUGGAUUGUCUUGACUAUUAAAAAACUAUAAACUCAAAGUAUAAAGCAAAUAGUGGAAGGAGAAAAUUAUGAAAAUUGCAAACAAAUUGUAUUCUAUGAAAAUGUCGUUUUUCAUUUGGAGCCAUCAAAGCAAGCAGCAUACCAUGCUCUGUCGUGACUAUUCCCUUAUCAACACACUGAUAUGAUAAACUGGCCAGGAUAGUCACUAUACCCAAAUUUGCUGGUACCGUAUUUUCUUAGUAAACGACAACAAAAUGCACCACUUAUAUAAGAAAAUUUAGUAUUUUUAUGUGAUAGCGUCAUAGAAAGCGGCCUAUCAUGCACCAUCUUGACUAUUCGCUGAUAUGAGAAACCGAACAUGAGCGAUAUCCAAAUGUGUUAUUUUAUCAAAAUGUAUACCACUAAUAAUAAAAGUAGUAAUGGAGACAAAUCUCUACUAUUUUUCAUGUGGUAGCAUCAUAGCAAGCAGCCUAUCAUGCACUGUCUUGACUAUUCUAUCACCAUCUGGUAUGAUAAACCAGCCAGGACAGUCAAUAUUUAAGAAGAGUAAUAUCUGAAUUUAUUAAGUGUCAAAAUAUAAGGCAAAUUAUGAAAGAAAACGAGGUAAA
Doryrhamphus excisus (bluestripe pipefish) is the source of this 3770-nucleotide messenger RNA. The record is from RefSeq and is a predicted model, not a curated record. Lineage: Eukaryota; Metazoa; Chordata; Actinopteri; Syngnathiformes; Syngnathidae.